GACCCCCCGCCCCGUCCAGCUGCGUCGCCAGGCUCCCUUUCCCCGCCCCGGCCCCUUCCCUCGUGGGGGCGAAAGGAAAAGAGGCGAGCCAGCUGUUGCUGCGAAGAUGGCGAGCCACCGCGUCUUCUGGCUGCUCUUCUGGCACUUGGGCUUCCUGGGCUAUUAUAAAGCAUAUGGAAUUGUCGUAGAGACAGACACGAAAGAUGUUACAGCAAACGAAUUUGAGGAGGCAUUUCUAAGCUGUAAACACAAUGAAGGGAAGGAGACUACAAGAGUAGAAUGGAAAAAAAUCACCAAAACUGGUGUUAUAUUCGUCUACUUUAAAGGUUCCUUUGUUGGUGAUUUUAAAAAUCGAGGAGAAACAGUGCAAUCAAGCAUCCGCAUUAAAAAUGUGACUAGAAAGGAUUCUGGGAAAUACCGUUGUGAAAUUAGUGCAUCCACAGAACAUGGACAACAAAUAGGGGAAGUUAUAGUCUCUCUCUUAGUGUUGGUCCCACCAGCUCCUCCUGCUUGUGAAGUGCCCAGCUCAGCUAUGACGGGGACAGUAGUGGAACUACGCUGUAAAGAAAACAAUGGUGUUCCUGCGUCGAAGUACAGAUGGUAUAGGAAUGGUGUUCUUCUGCCAGAAAGCCCAGCAUUGCGGAGCAUUAAAAAAGAGAGACUUCCUUACACCAUGAAUGCUACAACUGGAACUCUGCUAUUCAAUUCUGUUUCAAAGAAUGACACUGGAGAGUACUACUGUGAAGCUGACAAUAAAGUUGGACGGCCUCAGAAAUGUUCUGUGAAGCGAAUGCAAGUUGAUGACCUUAAUGUAGGUGGCAUCAUUGCUGCGGUGGUCAUUGUGGCUUUGAUAAUGGCUUCCUGUGGUCUCGGGGUAUAUUAUGCACAAAAGAAGGGCUACUUUUCAAAAGCACAUUCUUCAGCCAGGAAGAACAAAGCUGCAAAUAGUGAAAAGGAUUUCAAACACACCAAGUCCUUUGUUAUUUAAAAGAAACCCACCCUCCGAGGAACACCAAAUGAGCAUUUUCUGGAGCAGAAUAUCAAAGGGAUGCUCGGACUCUAUUAUAUAAAUAUUAAGAGUGGUACAUGCAAAAAAUAAACCAACGGCAAAGCCAAGGCACUAUUGCUAAAAGCUGAAGACA
Lacerta agilis (Sand lizard) is the source of this 1142-nucleotide messenger RNA. It is a transcript of the gene JAM2, whose product is annotated as junctional adhesion molecule 2. NCBI's taxonomy places the organism in Eukaryota, Metazoa, Chordata, Lepidosauria, Squamata, Lacertidae. Gene Ontology annotation, biological process: leukocyte tethering or rolling. Gene Ontology annotation, cellular component: tight junction; cell surface; protein complex involved in cell adhesion. The transcript is spliced from 10 exons. The coding region runs from base 107 to 988 and encodes 293 amino acids. The record is from RefSeq and is a predicted model, not a curated record.